UUGCUGCAGCCCGACCCGAACAAGGCCGCCCACUACAUCAAGGCCCUCGACGAUGCGAGAUGCGACGGCAAUUGGAGCGCCGUUCCUGAGUUUGUCCGCAAGGUCAGGAAGCAUGCGCCAGACCGAACCUGCCUAACUUUGACGGCCGAGACGGAGUGCGCAAUCGCAAAGGCCACCGACCCCUCGGGCGCUGGCAGACCGGCGACUGCUGUAUCGGCGAAAGACCUCGACGCUGCGAACGUAAUAACCAAGCUCCAAGGCGCCAUCGACGGAGAGACGAAGUUCCCAGAGGAAAAGUACCAGGCUCGGGUCUGUGCUGGUCUGCUGCAUUGGGUGGUGGGCGAGUUCGACCAGGCUGCUGCUAAGCUGCCUCAGGGCCUCGAGCAGGAGCUGGGCGACUCGACCGAGAAGCUGUCCGAAUGGACUCACAUCAGCGCCUUGAAAGCUGCCUUUAUCAAGGCCAACUGUCUGUCGCGGAACAAUGACAUUAUCGAGGCCCUCGUUGUGUUCGAUUCCGCAUUGCCCACCGUGUCCAUGCCUUCGGCGACCCGCAACGCUCACAAGCAGUUCAGGGUUUGGUCUGAGCUGUUUCUGACGGAGUACUGCGUGCUGCACAGCGAAGCUCUUCGCUCGAAUCAGAGGUCGCUGGAGGAUUCUAAUUCACUCGCCUGCUUCCGAACGUGGGCCAGAUACUGGGAGUCGUUGACGGGGCCCGUGACGGGAGGAUACGGGUAUAGGGGGUCUGUGCCAAGGCGACAGGUCUGGCUGGAGUACUACCUGGCACUCACGACCAUCCUCGAGUUGGACCUGCCGUUUCCUACAGGCUUCCUUGGCAAGAUCACGAACGAGAGCUCGGCGAGGAACCAGUUGAGAGUUGAGCUCAAGAAAACAGAAGCCGCGUACGAAGCGCUCCUCAUCAGCGAAACCGCCUUUCCGAAAGCACACGAGACGAGGGAGGAGGUCGAAGCGUUCGUCAGAGCCGUGGUGAAGAACUGGUCUAUUCUCUGUGGACGAGGUUGGAAAGAACAAGAUCUGGGCCAGGGUGGCCGAGAGAGUCUCAGCAGAGGCGUCCUCGACACUUUGUACGCCGCGGCGACAAAGACCUACCACUCUACCGCUGUUCUUCGCUGCCUCUUUACAGUCCACUUGGCCGUGGCGGAGUUUGAUCUUGCCUUCAAAGCGUUCGACUCCUACCUCGAUCUGGUUAGGCACGGCAAGGCUCGAGUUGAGAAGACCCAUCACAUCGAGGCAAACCUCGAUGAUGACGGUACCGUGCUGGAGACGAUGUCGCAAUGCAUUCUGGCGCUUUGCCGCUAUGGUGGAAGGGAGGCCAUCGAGAAGGCUCAUGAUAUUGGCAACGAGCUCGAAGAUUGGCUGUCAAGGCUGCCACAGCUGAAGAAUGGCAUCGGCAACGAGAACACGGUCCCCGAAGAAGGGGACGCGGCUAUCAUUCACCCCAAAAUCAAGCCCCAUCUCAUUGCGCUGUCUUGGCAAGCAAUUGGCCUCUCUCAGGCUCACUGGUCGCGAAUCACAUAUGACGCGGGGUCCAGGAAUGAAAUUCAAGCGAGGGCGAUCAAAUGUUUGAGGACUUCCUUGUCUCCAGAACUGGGCCGGACCAGAGAUGUGCGCAGCUUGUUUGCCCUUGGUCUUCUUCUGGCUGAGCGAAGAGACCUGACACAUGCGAUCGAUAUUGUCAAGACGGCAUUGAUCUCCAACAAGUCGGACGAGGACUAUGCUCUCUACCACGGCCCCUAUUGGCAGGAACGGUCACUCAUUCCUCUUUGGCAUCUGUUGGCAUUGCUUCUGAGCGCAAGGCAAGAGUACAGCAUGGCUGCUAAGGCCUGCGAGGGGGCAUUCGAGCAGUUCAGGGAUCCCUCCGUCCUGUUCGGUAGGCAAGACCUGCACUUCAAGAGCGAGCACCUGAACGACGCCGAGGCGCAAGACGAAAAGGUCGCCAAUGAGCGCAAGGGCGUUGUUGACGACAUGGACGAUACCGAGAGAGAAAGCAUUCUUGAGGUGAAGAUGACACAACUCGCGCUCGUUGAGCUCCUUGAGGGUCCGGAUGUCGCCGUCAACGCAAGCUCUGAAUUGCUUUCGCUGUUUAACAGGCUAUUCGGAAACCUCGAAACCAAGUCUACCAUGCAACCUCCGAAGACCAUGGACACAAUGAUGCCUCCGAAAAGCUCAGCUGGUACUCUGAGAAGUAUCAGAGGUAGCAUAUUUGGCUCCCAACGAGCGAGGCGGGCGAGUAUCGCGGAGACGGAGAGGACGGCCACCCAGUCUCGCCCACAAACUACACAAACCUCUGCAAGCAUGGCGCCGACCAUUCAGGUUACUCAGGAGAACGGGUCGCCCGUAGAGAAGCGAUCACGGAGACUCUCCAGUGUGACGCGCCGAGGAAGAAGCGAAUCCGGGAAGAGGCACAGCCUUCGGAAGCGAGACAGCAGCGGCACUCGUAAGAGAGCAGCGAGUGUUAGUAGCGCUAGCACAAACCCCACAAACCCUCACGGGCCGACUGUCUUGGACGGUGAGGUUUACUUCACCCCAGGGGACGAGUUGCAACAAAACGAAUUCCCGCUCGGCAUUCGCCAGGCCUCAGCAGCAUCAUCGGUCUCUCGAGGUCGGUCACUCCACCACUUGGAGUCCUACACCUCUCAGAUGUCGAGAUCAACCAACUUUUCAGAAAUCUCCGCCAGCGGUACCUACACAAUUUCAAAUCCUUUGCCAUUAAUACACUUCCCACAGGACCUCGAACGGAGACAGAGGGCCACUCUUCUCGUCAAGGUGUGGCUGAUGAUUGCGGGAUUCUACCGUCGGGCCAGCAUGUUCGAGGACGCCAAGGGGGCCAUCUCGGAGGCCCAGAAACUUGUCGGUAUGCUCGAGGCCGAAGUUGCCAAGGACCCGACCGGUUCCCUGUCGUUGAAGGGCGACGGCUGGGCAGAAAAGAAGGGAGUCGACGAACUCCUGGGUGACGUUUGGGCCGAGUUGGGAUGUCUGUCCUUGGCCAAGGGAGUGCCAUACACCGCCAGGUCAGACUUCGAAAUGGCCAUCACCCACUUCCCAGACCACUCUGUGGCCAUCGUGGGCCUGUCCAACAUUCUUCUCGACAUCUACACCGAGAAUGUCCUACCGCCCCCGGCCAUCCCCGCCCUCAGCGUACCAGAGAACAUCUCAAGCCUCUCGCUCCCGACUCCCCAUCUGCCCAAGAUCUCGGUUCCUCAGCACGGCCUCCCGUCGGAGCCCCUCGGACUGGGCUCCGGCGCGUCGGGCUCCGGCUUCAGCAAGACCAGCGCGCAACACUCAGCAACCACCGCAUCGUCCAUCAGGUCAUCGGACAAGGCCGAGUCCGACGAGAAGCUGCCGGCCCCGUACAAGGCGACCUCGGUGCCCAUCAUCGACCGCCUCGCCUCGCGCGACCGCGCCUACGGACUCUUGACGUCCCUGACGAAGCUGGGCACCGCUUGGAACGACGCCGAGGCCUGGUUCGCCCUCGCCCGCGCCCACGAGGAGAGCGGACAGGUCGACAAGGCCAAGGAGGUCCUCUGGUGGUGCGUCGAGCUGGAGGAGCACACCGGCGUGCGUCAGUGGCAGUGCCUGGGAAGCGGCGGUUACGUGCUCUAA
This is a messenger RNA of Colletotrichum karsti, 3621 nucleotides long. RefSeq lists its product as uncharacterized. The record is from RefSeq and is a predicted model, not a curated record. Lineage: Eukaryota; Fungi; Ascomycota; Sordariomycetes; Glomerellales; Glomerellaceae. Gene Ontology annotation, molecular function: protein binding. The transcript is spliced from 3 exons.